AUGUCUGCCGAAGAAGCACAGUUGGAGCAGUUCGAGAUGCCUGGUAUCCCCAGAGAGGCGGCGAAGAAGAUCUCGCAUUUGGAGGAGGAAUUCACUCGCGCUGAGGUUGAUCAGCUGCGCAAGUCCAUUCCCAUCUUGGAACCCCUCUACCAGAAGCGCAACCAGAUCAUCACAGACCCCGAGGUUCAGGGUGACUUUUGGAUCCGUGUUUUCUCCAAUGCCCCCGCCGAAAUCGACGAGUACAUUCUCCCCACCGACGCCGCUGUUCUGGGAUCCGCUCUCAAGAACUUGACCGUUGAGCGCUUCGAGGUCAAUGAGAAGGGUGAGGGCGAGCCCCGCAGCAUUCGUCUCACCUGGGAGUUCCACGGCGGCGAGGAGAACCCCUUCUUCGAGAACGAGAAGAUCGUCAAGGACUUUUACUGGCGCAAGCAGGUCACCAAGUCUGCCAAGGGUAAGAGCAGGACCUGGGAGGGUCUUGUCUCCGAGCCCGUGCGCAUCAACUGGAAGAAGGAUAUGGAUCUCACCAAGGGUCUGCUCGAUGCCGCUUGUGACUUGGCUGAGGCCGAGAAGAAGAAGGGUGGUGACCGCAAGAAGCUGCCCGAGUACGAGUCGCUCGUCAAGAAGGUCAGCGAGGCUGAGGCCGAGGCCAUGAACGAUGACGACGAGGAUGACGAGGACCCCAGCCCCGCUGGCAUCAGCUUCUUCGCUCUCUUCGGUUACCGUGGACGUGAUGUCACCGCCGAGCAGUCCAAGGAGGCCACCAAGCAGGGUGAAGAGAGAUGGGCCAAGAUCGUCAAGGGUGAGGCCGUUGACGAGGAUGACGAUGAUGAAGACGAUGACGAUGAGGACGACGAUGCCGAUGACUUGGAAGAGGCCGAGAUCUUCCCCGAUGGAGAGGAGGUCGCUAUCUCUCUUGCUGAGGACCUCUGGCCCAGUGCUCUCAAAUACUAUGUGCAAUCGUUUGAGCUCUCUGAGGAACUCUCCGAGAUUGACGAGGACGAGCUUGAAGAUUUGGAUGACGAGGAGGAUGCGUCGUCGCACCCCCGCAAGAAGACCAAGGUCUAA
Aspergillus wentii DTO 134E9 is the source of this 1065-nucleotide messenger RNA. Its product is annotated as histone chaperone napB. Lineage: Eukaryota; Fungi; Ascomycota; Eurotiomycetes; Eurotiales; Aspergillaceae. Gene Ontology annotation, molecular function: histone binding; chromatin binding. The record is from RefSeq and is a predicted model, not a curated record. The transcript is spliced from 3 exons. Gene Ontology annotation, biological process: nucleosome assembly. Bases 1 to 1065 code for a protein of 354 amino acids. Gene Ontology annotation, cellular component: nucleus; chromatin.